AUGUUUAAGGUUCUGGUUCUGGUAGGAUUUGUUGGGGCAGCGUUGGCUGAGCACGCGUUUUCUUCCCAGCAUAUCCACAAACACGACGGACACCACGAAACUGUACACCACGGACACGGACAUGAGCAUCACUACGAUUAUCAUACUCAUCCCAAAUAUGAGUUCGAGUACAAAGUAGAGGACCACCACACUAAGGACCACAAGAGUCAGCACGAGUCUCGCGACGGUGACGCCGUGAAGGGAUACUACGCGCUGCAUGAACCUGACGGUUCCGAGAGACAUGUCCACUACCACGGCGACAAACACAGCGGAUUCCACGCAGACGUGAAGCACAGCACGCAUCAUAUUUACCACCAUCAUCAUUAG
Messenger RNA from Bombyx mandarina (wild silkworm), 366 nucleotides. Its product is annotated as cuticle protein 19-like. Gene Ontology annotation, cellular component: extracellular matrix. Lineage: Eukaryota; Metazoa; Arthropoda; Insecta; Lepidoptera; Bombycidae. The record is from RefSeq and is a predicted model, not a curated record.